GAAGGAAAGAAAGAUGGCCGUUGCCGUUAAUAUGGCGGAGCGUUCAUGCAACGUUUGUUUUGAGGUUUCACGGUCGUAAACAUUCGUUCGUCGCCGGCUGCCGGCUCUAAGGGCUGAACACAUAGAGCCAUGUCGAAUCCGAAAAGGACAAUUUAUGUCGGUGGUCUGGCCGAGGAAGUGGACGAGAAAGUCCUCCAUGCUGCUUUUAUUCCCUUUGGUGACAUAGUCGAUGUACAGAUUCCUCUAGAUUACGAGUCCGAAAAGCACAGAGGCUUUGCUUUUAUAGAAUUCGAAGCUGCUGAAGAUGCUGCUGCAGCCAUAGAUAAUAUGAAUGACUCAGAAUUAUUUGGUAGAACAAUUCGAGUCAAUAUUGCCAAACCACAGAGAAUAAAAGAAGGGUCCUCGAAACCAGUGUGGUCAGAUGACAAGUGGUUACAAGAACAUGCUGGGGAAACGCUUGAAAAUGAACCAGAUGAAAAGAAUUCCACCGCAACAGACAAGGAAAAGGGCACAUCUGAGGAUAAGAAGAAAACGAAGAAUCCUCAAGUCUAUUUUGACAUUAAAAUUGGUAAGACUGAUGUGGGAAGAAUUAUUAUAAUGCUGCGAGCAGAUGUGGUUCCCAAAACUGCUGAAAAUUUCAAAUGCCUCUGCACACAUGAAAAAGGUUAUGGAUAUCAAGGAAGCUCAUUUCAUCGUAUCAUUCCAGGAUUUAUGUGCCAAGGAGGAGAUUUUACUAAUCACAACGGUACAGGUGGACGUUCCAUCUACGGCCGAAAGUUUGAGGAUGAAAAUUUUGACUUGAAGCACACAGGACCAGGAACUCUGUCCAUGGCAAAUUCAGGCCCAGGUACCAAUGGGUCUCAGUUCUUCCUCUGCACUGCUAAAACAGACUGGCUAGAUGGAAAGCAUGUAGUGUUUGGCCAUGUUAUAAGUGGUCUGGACGUUUUGAAAAAGAUGGAGAAAUAUGGAACCAAGGGUGGCCAACCGACAGAAAAAGUUGUUAUUUCAGGCUGUGGGGAGUUAUCAUGAAAUAAAGUAUUCAACAGAAUGUAAGUCACA
This is a messenger RNA of Thrips palmi, 1059 nucleotides long. It is a transcript of the gene cyp33, whose product is annotated as peptidyl-prolyl cis-trans isomerase E. Bases 130 to 1029 code for a protein of 299 amino acids. Gene Ontology annotation, cellular component: intracellular membrane-bounded organelle. The record is from RefSeq and is a predicted model, not a curated record. Gene Ontology annotation, molecular function: peptidyl-prolyl cis-trans isomerase activity; RNA binding. Lineage: Eukaryota; Metazoa; Arthropoda; Insecta; Thysanoptera; Thripidae. Gene Ontology annotation, biological process: protein peptidyl-prolyl isomerization; protein folding. The transcript is spliced from 7 exons.